AUGGAUUUGAAUGGUGAUUCUGGUUGGAACACAGCCAACCUCAAGCCAUCUCUCUGGCUUGAAUUCCUCAGUAUCUUAUCCCCUUCUUUCGAUUUGAUUCCUUUCCGACAUGAAUUCAAUCUCCGAGCAAAACAUGAUAUGAGUUUCCUCAGAGGUAUAAUCGAUUCCUUGAACUCAGUUUUCACCGAAGUAGACAACAAUCAUCGUUACGAACAAUCCAAACACGAUCGCACCGUGUCAACCUCUUCUAAUCCCAUGAGCGGCGUCGAUGGUGGAGGACCAGUUACUAACGAACGAGUUGCGUAUAAGCUCAAAGGAUACUUCGAUUUAGCGAAAGAAGAAAUCGCUAAAGGUGUUAGAUCAGAAGAGUGGGGUUUACAUGAAGACGCUCUUCUUCAUUACAGAAACGCUCAGAGGAUCAUGAACGAAGCUAGUUCUACGCCUUGUACUUCCUAUAUCAGUUCCAGUGAGAAAGAGAAGGUGAGAUUGUAUAGAGAGAAGAUUUUGAAGUGGCAGAGUCAAGUAUCUGGGAGAUUGCAAACUCUGAGUAAACGUACAGGUGUUGGAAUGUCUGAGAAUAAGAGAGCUGUACCAUCUCCUUCUUCAGCUUCUGUUUCCACAGCGUCAAAUAGAAGAAUUUCAUCACAAAGGACUUCACUUCCCAGAGGUGGCACUGGAAUGGCAAGGAGUCCUAGAAAUGCUACUACAAACCCAAAACCUGUGAAAGAAUCUGCAAGUGGAUACGAUGAUAAGUUAGUGGAGAUGAUAAACACAACGAUAGUGGAUAGAAGUCCAUCUGUGAAGUGGGAUGAUGUCGCUGGACUUGAUGGAGCUAAACAAGCGUUAAUGGAGAUGGUUAUCUUACCAGCAAAACGAAGAGAUUUAUUCACUGGUCUCCGAAGGCCAGCUAGAGGUUUGCUUCUCUUUGGCCCGCCUGGUAAUGGAAAAACAAUGCUUGCCAAGGCAGUUGCUUCUGAGUCUCAGGCAACGUUCUUCAAUGUCUCAGCAUCUUCUUUGACAUCAAAAUGGGUGGGUGAGGCUGAAAAGCUAGUUAAAACGUUGUUUCAAGUUGCAAUAUCCAGACAACCGUCUGUAAUUUUUAUGGAUGAAAUAGAUAGUAUAAUGUCUACAAGGUCGAUCAGUGAGAAUGAAGCAAGCAGAAGGUUGAAAUCAGAAUUCCUUAUCCAGUUUGAUGGUGUGACUUCUAAUCCUGAUGAUUUGGUGAUUGUCAUAGGAGCUACUAACAAGCCACAGGAAUUGGAUGAUGCGGUGCUUAGAAGACUGGUGAAGAGAAUAUAUGUACCAUUGCCGGAUACAAACGUGAGAAAACUACUUUUUAAAACUAAACUGAAGUGCCAGCCUCACUCGUUAUCCAGUGGCGACAUUGAUAAAAUCGUCAGAGAAACCGAAGGAUACUCAGGAAGUGAUCUACAAGCAUUGUGUGAAGAAGCUGCAAUGAUGCCAAUCAGAGAACUCGGUGCUAAUAUUCUUACCAUCCAAGCAAAUAAAGUGAGACCGCUAAAGUAUGAUGAUUUUCGGAAAUCAAUGGCAGUGAUUAGACCAAGCUUGAGUAAAAGCAAAUGGGAAGAGCUUGAACGUUGGAACUCUGAGUUUGGCUCUAAUUGAAUCACUUCUUGUGUAUAGUGCUUCUCUUGUAAAAAGACUAUUGUGAUAUGGUGUAUAGUCUAAAAACAAUCGAAAUUUUUACACCUUAAAGGAAAAUUUAUAUUAAAAAUCAAGGUACAAGCU
Molecule: messenger RNA, 1749 nt
Organism: Eruca vesicaria subsp. sativa (arugula)
Lineage: Eukaryota; Viridiplantae; Streptophyta; Magnoliopsida; Brassicales; Brassicaceae
Source: the annotation of a GenBank genome assembly